AUGGAUGCCCCUCGCACAGCCACUAUUAAACGAAAGACAAACGAAACAGACAUCAAGAUAUCUCUGAAUUUAGAUGACAAGCUGAAUCAGAAGAUCGACAUCAACACUGGCAUUGGCUUUUUAGAUCAUAUGUUGCAUGCUCUUGCCAAGCAUGGUGGUUGGUCCUUGAGUGUUAGCUGUAAAGGGGAUCUUUGGAUUGACGAUCACCACUCUGCCGAAGAUACGGGUAUUGCUCUCGGGAUGGCUUUCAAAGAAGCACUCGGUGUUCCCAGAGGUAUCAAGCGUUUUGGCUCAGCUCACUGCCCGUUAGACGAAGCACUUUCUCGAGCAGUUGUUGAUAUUUCAGGACGUCCUUUCGCCGAUGUGAACCUUGAUUUGAAACGUGAAAUGAUUGGACAGCUGUCGACGGAAAUGAUCCCUCACGUUUUAGAAUCCUUUGCUGGUGCUGCGGGUAUUACUCUUCAUGUGGAUGUGUUGAAAGGCAAAAACGAUCAUCACAAGGCAGAGUCUGCAUUCAAGGCGUUGGCCGUUGCUAUCCGUGAAGCUACCACAAGAACGGGCACCAAUGAUAUUCCUUCCACCAAGGGAGUUUUAUAG
Messenger RNA from Mycotypha africana, 597 nucleotides. RefSeq names its product imidazoleglycerol phosphate dehydratase. Gene Ontology annotation, biological process: L-histidine biosynthetic process. The transcript is spliced from 3 exons. Gene Ontology annotation, molecular function: imidazoleglycerol-phosphate dehydratase activity. The record is from RefSeq and is a predicted model, not a curated record. The coding region runs from base 1 to 597 and encodes 198 amino acids. NCBI's taxonomy places the organism in Eukaryota, Fungi, Mucoromycota, Mucoromycetes, Mucorales, Mycotyphaceae.